Dufourea novaeangliae is the source of this 1274-nucleotide messenger RNA. RefSeq names its product cysteine and histidine-rich domain-containing protein (gene mora). The transcript is spliced from 4 exons. The coding region runs from base 1 to 1023 and encodes 340 amino acids. NCBI's taxonomy places the organism in Eukaryota, Metazoa, Arthropoda, Insecta, Hymenoptera, Halictidae. The record is from RefSeq and is a predicted model, not a curated record.
AUGUCGCAAGAAGCAACAUUGUUGCUUUGCUACAACCGUGGUUGUUUGAAGAAGUUCGAUCCUAACGAUAACAAGGAAGACGACUGUGUUCAUCACCCUGGUCAUCCAGUAUUUCAUGAUGCUUAUAAAGGCUGGUCUUGUUGUAAUAAAAAAUGUAUAGACUUUACAGAGUUUUUAAACAUUAAGGGUUGUACAAAAUCAUGUCAUUCGAACAUAAAGCCACCAGAGCCAAAGAAACCUGCAGUUGAUAAGUCUAAGGCUAAUGAAAUAAUAGAAAUUACUGUUAAACCUCUUAAUAAUGGACCUAUGUUAAAAAGACCUCCCUUCAACACUCCACAAAUUACCUUAACACCAACCAUAUCACCUACAUUAUUGGAACAAAUUAAAGGAUUAAAAGCUUUGGAACUAGAAAGUGAAUCAGAGACUGAAGUUAAAAUUGGACAGAGUUGUAGAAACAGUGCAUGUGAAGCUACAUAUAAUGGUCCUGAAUCUAACAAUGAAGUCUGUAAUCAUCAUCCUGGUGCUCCUAUAUUUCAUGAAGGGAUGAAAUAUUGGUCUUGUUGUCAAAAGAAAACCACAGACUUCUCUACAUUCUUGAAACAACCAGGAUGUACGCAAGGGAAACAUACAUGGAUUUCUAAGGAUGCUGGUAAGAAGAAAGAAUGCAGAUUGGAUUGGCAUCAAACAGGGACAUUCAUUGUAGUUUCGAUUUUUGCUAAGAAAUACGUACCAGAUUUUUCCACAGUUAAAUUGAAUCCUAUACGUUUAUCUGUGGAUUUAUCGUUCGCGGAGGAUAAUUCAAGAUACUCAUGUGACUUAGAAUUAAAAGGAGUUGUUGAUAUUGCACAAAGUAGUGUUGCGAUGUUGCCUACUAAAGUAGAAAUCAAAUUAAAAAAGGCUGAACCUGGCUCAUGGGCGAAACUGUGUUUCCCCAGAGAAGAUAAAACGGAAACUGAAGAAAAUAGUCGUAAUGAUGAAAUCAUUACUGCACAAGUGGAUGCUGUUGAUCUCAAUGAUCUUUGAACAUUCAUGUCUGUUUUGUUAAGGAUAUAAUUGUAAUUCGUGUAACCAUAUUAUAUUUAAGGACGACAUUUUAAUUUUAAGAUGUAAAGAAAUAUUAUUUUCUUAAUGUUAUCGGAAUUACGUUUCCGAGAAAAAGGGAAUACCUAGUAUUCACAUUGUUAUUUUCAUAGGGACAGAUGCCCAGAAAGCCUACCAUUAAACUUUAAUGUUUCAAAUAUCUUAUCCUUUAUUUAUGAUUUUCCUAUAAUUAA